Messenger RNA from Rhizoctonia solani, 3537 nucleotides. RefSeq names its product actin cytoskeleton-regulatory complex protein SLA1. NCBI's taxonomy places the organism in Eukaryota, Fungi, Basidiomycota, Agaricomycetes, Cantharellales, Ceratobasidiaceae. Gene Ontology annotation, molecular function: cytoskeletal protein binding; identical protein binding; ubiquitin binding. The record is from RefSeq and is a predicted model, not a curated record. The transcript has 12 exons. The coding region runs from base 1 to 3537 and encodes 1178 amino acids.
AUGUCUGCAACCUACGGCUCUGUGCUCGUUGCCCUCUACGACUAUGCCCCUCCGGCUGGCACCGAAGAUGAGGUUGCGAUUAAAGAGGACCAGCUGUUGUUGCUCCUAGAUGGCUCCGAUGACGAGUGGUGGAAGGUUAAGAUCAAGACAAAUUCCCAGGAGGACAACGGUGAUUCUGGACUUGUUCCCAAAGCAUAUGUCGAAGAAGCCAAGCCUAUUACCUCUGCAAAGGCACUCUACGAUUACGCUGCUAAUGGCGACGGGGAGUUAUCUAUCACUGAGGAUGAAUCGCUUUUAGUAUUUGAUCAAGAGACCGAGUGGACUCUCGUCAAGAGCACCAAGCCAGGGGGCAAGGCAGGUUACGUACCCGCAACGUAUAUUGAGCUGUCCGGCUCUGUUAAAGAGGAAGAAAGUGCAGUUGCUGCCCCGGUCCUUCCACCACCUGCUGCGGUACCUCGAACUUCAUACACUGAUCCCACCGAACUUGUUGCGGCAUCCCACACGAAAGCGCGUAGCGACCCUGUGGAGACAUGGAGUGUGUCUAUACUCGACAAGAAAGACAAGAAGAAGAAAGGUACCCUCGGGGUUGGGAAUGGUGCCAUCUUCUUUUCGUCCGAGUCUGAUAAGACACCGGUUCAACAGUGGCAGACAUCUGCAGUGGUGACUGUUACCUCAGAUAAGGCCAAACACGUAGAUAUUCAAAUUGCUUCUGGGGGCGAAAUCACCACUCUACGCUUUGUUGCCAGCUCUCGGGAUGUCUCUGAAGCUAUUUUGCAAAAGGUUGAAGCCAGUAGAAGCAUAGCUAAUUCUGGCUCCGGUUCGACUCCAACAGCUCCCAUACCCGACCCAAUCAACACCGAGGUUCCGAAACAUCAUAAGAAUGGCGCUAGCGUUCGAUUUGCCAAGUCUCCUGAUUCUGUUAUUCCCAACCCCGAGGAUGACGAUGACGACGGCCCCCUUGGAGAGCAAGCUAGCGCGCUCUACGACUUCACAGCCCAAGCUUCGGACGAACUGAGUGUCAAGGAAGGCGAGACUCUGAUUGUUAUCAAUCGUGAGGAGAGCGAAGAGUGGUGGAAAUGCAGGAAUAUGAAAGGCGAAGAGGGCGUUGUUCCCAGUUCUUACAUUGAACUUCAAGGUAGUUCUACACUUGCCCGCUCACAGUCACAAGACGAUGAAGAUGACACUACCACAGAGUUAACUACGUCCAAUGCUGCGGAACAACAAGCUGCUGCAAUGGCGGAGCAGAGGCGCCUGGAAAAGAUCAAAGAGCGCGAAGAGGCAGAGCGUAGAGCUGCAGACGAGAAGAGACGGAAGCGCGAACAAGAACGUACAGAGGCGGAGGCGAGGGCUCGUGAACUCGAGCGUCUAGAGCAGCAGAGACUUGAGAAAGAAAAAGCCGCCAAACAAGCUGCCAGGUCCUCCACAGGUACUCGUCCGUCUACUGAUUCUGAGCCGCGAAGGUCGAACAACGGUCCUCGGCCUGGGAAAACUCGAAUCUGGCACGAUCGUACUGGUCAGUUCAAGGUUGAAGCCGAAUUCCUUGGAAUCGAGAACGGCAAAAUUAAGCUACACAAGUCCAACGGUGUAAUCAUCGAUGUGCCUUCGGCCAAGAUGUCUCCUGAAGACAUGGCAUAUGUCGAGAAGCUUAUCAAUGCUGGCAAGAGUCCCGCGACUGCCCCAGAUGAUGAUAACGUGCCCCUGUCAGUCAUUGCUGAACGCCGCAACUCGCGUCCUCCUUCCACGCCUUCGCGACCGGUUCCACAGCAGCCCAAAAAGCCACAGAUCGAUUGGUUCGAUUUCUUCCUCAGCGCUGGCUGCGAUAUGGAUGAUUGCACACGCUAUGCUGCUUCGUUCAAUAGGGAUAAGAUCGACGAGUCGAUUGUCGCUGAUAUUAAGGAUUCUACUCUGCGUUCGUUGGGCCUGCGCGAAGGAGAUAUCAUUCGUGUGAUGAAGGCGAUUGAGAAGAAGGGCUGGAAACACGAAGACGACUCUGCUCGCCGAGAACAAAUGCGCAAGGACGAAGAGUUGGCACGGCAGCUACAGGCCCAAGAGAAUGCUGCGUCUCCCCGCCGCUCAGCUACGACCAGUCCCGCACCGAAUUUGUUCACUGGGCCAAAUGGUCAGCUCAAGAAUACUCGCAGGGGACGCCCGCCUCCAUCGAGUAAGACCGCUCCAAUUGCAGUCGAUGGCAGUGUGCUCGGAAAUACUGGGUCUAUUUCCCGUGGUGGUACUCCGCAGAUCACUAGCCCUACGGGAGGUGUCCUUACAAGUUCCCCAACUGCUGCGAAUGAAGAACGUUCUACCGCUCCCAUUGCUGCUCCUGUGGCCAGUGGGUUUGAUGACGAUGCGUGGACCCCUAGGCCCAGCAGCGCAAAGCCAGCCUCUCCUGCUCCAGCUGUUGCGCUGUCUCCUCCCCCCGCUCCUGCACCUGCUCCCCCUGCACCUGCACCUCCGCCUCCUGCGCCUGCACCGCCUCCCGCCCCAGUUGCGCCCGUCGCGCCUGUAGCACCUACGCCGCCACCAGCACCACCAGCACCAGCACCAGCUGCCGUGUCAGUCCCUCCGGUCGCUUCACCCCCGAUUCAACGACCUGCUACUACGAACCCUCCUGCAGCACCAAUUUCGCAGCCCGCGUCUUCACAAUUUGAUAUCCUCGCAAAGAUCCAGCAGAUGCGUCCUCCAUCAGCCCCCAUUGUAUCACAACCAACGGGAAUGCAGUCACCGGGCACCGUUCCUUCAAGUUUCCAAGUUGGAUUGGGGAUGGGUAACUCGCCCGCACCUAUAGGCCAGUUGCUCACCGCCCAGCAAACAGGCAUCUUGGGACCCCGCGGUCCACCUGCACCCAUUCCCGCGAAUCAAUCAUUGCUGACGCCACUAAUCCCGACUACUAGUGGAUUCAAUUCGUUUGUGCCUACCCGCCCUGGCUCGACUCCGUCCUUUGGUGGAUUGCAAUCCCAACCGACCGGGUUCCAGCCUUCUCAACCAAGCUUUUUACAAAGUCAACCGACUGGGUUCCAACCGUCACAGCCAAGUUUCCUUCAGUCACAGCCCACAGGCUUCCAGCCUUCUCAGCCUAGUUUCUUACAAUCUCAACCUACCGGGUUCCAACCUUCACAGCCGAGUUUCCUGCAGAGCCAGCCUACCGGAUUCCAACCCAACCAACCCAAUUUCAUGCUACCGCAACAAACUGGGUUCUCGCCCAGCCCGAUGGCUUCACAAUCACCGCCUCUCAGCAUGCAGCCAACGGGUAUGGGCGGGAUGUUCAAUGGUGGUGGAUUCCAACCACAGUCUCAACAAAACUCUUUCAAUUCACCACCGAGCAACGCGCCCCCACAGAAUAACUUGUCAGCGGCAAAUGUAUUUGCCUCCAUGAAAGCUGGGACCUUCGCUGGAGGUAACACUAGUGAUCCUCAAUCUGCAGAUAAAUACGAUGCUCUUCGCCAACCGACCGGUGCCAACUUUAUGGCUCCUCAGCAAACUGGAUUUGGAUUUCAACCUCAAAACCAGUUCCAGCCUGGUUUCAAUGGCUAUCGAUAG